Messenger RNA from Mastomys coucha (southern multimammate mouse), 2569 nucleotides. RefSeq names its product protein NDRG3. The coding region runs from base 146 to 1201 and encodes 351 amino acids. Gene Ontology annotation, cellular component: cytoplasm. The record is from RefSeq and is a predicted model, not a curated record. The transcript has 15 exons. Gene Ontology annotation, biological process: signal transduction. NCBI's taxonomy places the organism in Eukaryota, Metazoa, Chordata, Mammalia, Rodentia, Muridae.
UGCGCUGCGCAGGGCCUUCCCCCCCCCCCCGCCCCUCCUUGCUGCUGCUGCUGUUGCUGCUGCUGCUGCUGUAGAUUGACGGCCCGCGCUAGCGCUUCAGAGUUACUGGUUUAUUCUUGAGACUAGUCUACUCUGAGCCAACCUCAUGGAUGAACUUCAGGAUGUUCAACUCACAGAGAUCAAACCACUUCUAAAUGAUAAGAAUGGCACACGAAACUUCCAGGACUUUGACUGUCAGGAACAUGACAUUGAAACACCCCAUGGUAUGGUCCAUGUCACCAUAAGAGGCUUACCAAAGGGAAACAGACCUGUUAUCCUGACAUACCAUGACAUUGGGCUCAACCAUAAAUCCUGCUUCAACACGUUCUUCAACUUUGAGGAUAUGCAAGAGAUCACCCAGCACUUUGCUGUCUGUCACGUGGACGCCCCGGGCCAACAAGAAGCAGCACCCUCCUUCCCAACAGGGUAUCAGUACCCCACCAUGGAUGAGCUAGCAGAGAUGCUGCCUCCUGUUCUCACACACUUAAGUAUGAAGAGCAUCAUUGGUAUUGGAGUUGGAGCAGGAGCCUACAUCCUCAGCAGAUUUGCACUCAAUCACCCAGAGCUGGUAGAAGGUCUUGUGCUCAUUAACAUUGACCCGUGUGCUAAAGGCUGGAUUGACUGGGCAGCUUCCAAACUCUCAGGCUUGACGACCAACAUUGUGGACAUAAUUCUGGCUCAUCACUUUGGGCAGGAGGAGUUGCAGGCCAAUUUGGACCUCAUUCAAACCUACAGACUGCACAUUGCUCAAGAUAUCAAUCAAGACAAUCUGCAGCUCUUCCUGGGUUCCUAUAACGGUUUUCAGGUUGAAUGUAAUUCUCGCCUCGACCCUAUAAAUACAACUUUGCUAAAGAUGGCAGACUGCGGAGGACUGCCCCAAGUAGUUCAGCCUGGGAAGCUCACCGAGGCCUUCAAGUACUUUUUGCAGGGAAUGGGCUACAUCCCGUAUGUGCAGCUCAGUCACCUCAGCAGCGAGUCAGUACCAUCUGCCAGCAUGACCCGGCUCGCCCGAUCACGAACCCACUCCACCUCAAGUAGCAUUGGCUCUGGAGAAAGUCCCUUUAGCAGGUCUGUGACCAGCAAUCAGUCAGAUGGAACUCAAGAAUCCUGUGAGUCCCCUGAUGUCCUGGACAGACACCAGACCAUGGAAGUGUCUUGCUAAGCAGAUGCUCUCCCCUGGACCAUGCAAGUCCCUCCUCCUUGAAAUGACCACUCCGUAAUAGAACAUUUCAUUCCGUCAGCUGGCCCCCACUUCCUUUCAUUCACGCAUGGCCACAGCAUCUCUCUCUAGUAGCCGGGAGGGUCAUUCUCUCCACCCUUUCUGUGUGUACCCGAGCCACACCCAUGCCAUUACUGUAACAUUCCAACAUCUCCAUCUGACUUGAUCUCCAUAUCUUCUCUUGCCAGCCUUUCCCUAUGCUCCCUCAAAUAUGUAUCUGAUGAGAUUCUUUAAUUCCCAACUCCAUGUGUGUGCGAGCACGCGUGUCUGUGUCUGUGUGUGCAUAGUUCUGUGAUUUUAGACAUGCUUUCUUGUAGUGCUUCUGCAAAGGGACUUUUUUGAAUCCUCAGUGGCAUUUUUUAAGGGGAAUAUGCAGAGUGGAUAUCUGGGUGGGUUGGGCCACAAGAUUGGAUCUUGGUUCCACUUGGACAAAAACAGUAUUUGCAGAGUGAUUUCAGGAGAGAGCUGGUCUGAGGAAUAUGGGAGACUGUAGUUACUGUGUGGGCCAUUGAUUGGUUUGACCAGUAGAAGGGAUAUCCAUUACACAGAUAGGCAGGCAGGGUGGCAGUCACCUCCCCUGUCCACAUGAAUCCAUACCUGUCAUUGUGUAAGUCAGAGGGACAGAUGUGAAGCCUGUGAAUGAUGUCUGGUACACUGUGGAGUUUUCCCCAGAGAACUGACCUAAGCUCUAGAUUACUCAAGAAAGAUAGAAAACAGAGUGCAGGCUUUGCUCUGCGGAGAGAAAGUGCAGUCCCUGUCGCAUUUGAUUCCACUUACCAGACACCCACGCAUCUGCAGGAAGUGCUCCAGGUCUGAUGGAGAGCGGUUCUGCAUCCCUCAGUUCCAGAAAACGGGGUGAUAUCUAAAAAUACCAUUGAUGGUGGGGGUCUUUGUAAGGAAGAGGAAGGACCAUUCGCACACCAUCAUGAUAAAUAAGUGGAGCCUAGCUGUCAGAAGACAUAGUGGAAGUCAAGUCACCUUGAAAGUGACUUUCUGGGACGUAAGUCUUAAGCAUGCAAUGUCCCUUUAUAGGAGGGAAGAGGACAAUCUCAGGGCAGCCCUGUCCAGGUAGAAAUAUUUUUGCCCCCCUGUCUGUCGUUGGUGAGGGGUCAUACCAGCCAGGGAGACCCUCUGGGAAGAAGCUGCCACACACAAGGACUCUGGAAGUAUCCAGAUGUGAGCCCAGCCAGGGUCAUAUGGUUCCAAAUCUGAAGAAAAGGUUUUUCACACACUCCUUGCUUUCUGCUAAGAUAAGAAAGGUGUCACUCUGCCAGAGUGUGACUUUUUACAGAUUAAAUAAAGCUGUAUAUG